AUGAAGUUACGGAUCUUGGGUCUGUUAGUUUGUGUGUGGUCAUUAGUGGUGCUAUCGGCUCCAGCUCGAGCCUUGGAAACCAGUGAUCGAAACAAAGAUGGGAAAAAAGUUGAUGACUAUGCUGAUGAAGAUGAAGAAUAUGAAUACGAUGAUGACUACGAAGAUGAAGAUGAGUAUGAAUAUGAAGAUGAGGAUGAAUAUGAAGAUGAGGAUGAAUAUGAAGAUGAGGAUGAAUAUGAAGAUGAGGACGAAUAUGAAGAUGAAGAUGAGGAAGUAGCCAAAGAUUUAGCAGAAGAUAAAGGUGCUGCUGAAGGUGUGGAAGAAGCUGUAGAUACAAAUAAAGAUGAGCACGAAGAAGAAAAUACAACUGACAACAUGGACGACAAUAUACAUGAAGAUCAAAAUGACAGCGAAGAUGGUGAAUACGAUGAAGAUGACUACGAAGAAGAAGACAAAAACGAUGAAGAAGAUGAUGAUGAAGAAGAUGAUGAUGAAGAAUACGAUGAUGAAGAAUACGAUGAUGAAGAAUACGAUGAUGAAGAAGACGAUGAAUAUGAGGAAUAUGAAUACGAAGAUGAGGUUAAAACAGCUUCUGCCCCAAAAACUACGAACAAAAUAUCCAAAAAACCAAAAAAGCCAUUGAGAUUAUCCCACAAACCAUUGAAAGCAAAAGUUAAACCUUCAAAAAGAAUUCAUUUACACAACAAAUUUAAGGCUGCUUUGAAGAACAAAGCUAAGCGAAACUCGAAGAAACAUGGAAAAUAA
This is a messenger RNA of Stomoxys calcitrans (stable fly), 765 nucleotides long. Its product is annotated as glutamic acid-rich protein-like. Bases 1 to 765 code for a protein of 254 amino acids. The transcript has a single exon. Lineage: Eukaryota; Metazoa; Arthropoda; Insecta; Diptera; Muscidae. The record is from RefSeq and is a predicted model, not a curated record.